AUGCAACGGCCGGCGACAAUCAACUCAAUUGAGAUCCAUGGAGCCAAGAACACACGCAAGAACUUCCUUGACCCAAUAUUUCAGCCUCUAGUUCACGAUAGCCGCAAUGUUGGCACAACCUUGGGAGAUGUUCUAGCCGGUUUGCAAGAAGCUACUACGAAGUUGGAGAGGUUUGAUAUUUUCAAGCCUUCCCCGACCGUCUACCUCGCAGACGCCCGCCAAAAUGACGCUUCCGCCGCCGGCACCGAUCUCGAUAUCUCGAUUCGCGUUGCCGAGAAGUCCCGCUUUAUCCUUAAGACUGGCACAGACUUGGGGAACACAGAAGGCUCAGCAUACGGCAACCUGCUAUGGAGGAACAUGUUCGGCGGCGCCGAGACACUCUCGCUCAACGCCAGCGCCGGAACCCGCACGCGGUCAGCUUACAGCGCCGCCUUCUCCACGCCCGUCAACAGCAGACCCGACCUACGGCUGUCUCUCGAGGGUCUGGCCUCUGCUACACAAAAGCCAUGGGCUAGCCACGAGGAGGUGCUCAAGGGCGGUGCGGUCCGGCUGUCGUGGCUCUCAGAGUUCGGCGACGCGCACAAUCUCGCAUACACGGGGACUUGGAGGCAACUGACGGGCCUUAGCGGCGGCGCUUCUGCGACGGUUCGCACGGAUGCCGGGGAUAGCGUCAAGAGCGCGAUUGCGCACACUUUCACACGGGAUCGGCGAGACAAUCCCAUGCUUCCCCAAAGCGGCUACCUUCUCCGAACGGUGACCGAGCUGGCUGGCUGGGGACCUCUUGCAGGCGAUGUUUCAUUCUCCAAGUCUGAGGUCGAGCUAUCUGGUGCGAUACCAGUCGGCCUUCCGGGAGUGAGCAGCAGUCGGACAGGUAUCUCAAUUGGAGGCGGUUUCCGCUGUGGCCUGCUUUACCCGCUACCCCUAGGUUAUGCCCUCAGUGGGAAGACGAGCCCAAGCCGAUUGAACGACCGGUUCCAGCUUGGCGGACCAACUGAUGUUCGUGGUUUCAAAAUUGGCGGGUUGGGGCCCCGGGACGGUGCUGAUGCCGUCGGUGGAGACGUCUUUGCUGCCGGCAGUGUCAAUAUACUGUUACCUCUACCGCGAAGUGGUCCCUCCUCUCCUCUAAGAUUCCAACUUUUUGCAAAUGGUGGCCGCCUCGUGGCUCUGAAGAACAAGGGCAAAAGCAAGGAGAGCGGCGAAGGUACAAGUCUGGACUCAAAGGCAGUUAAGGAUGGUAUGAAGGCAGCCUUGUCCGAGCUGGCGAACGGUCUGCCCAGCUUGGCGGCAGGUUUUGGACUGGUGUAUGCCCAUCCCGUCGCCAGAUUCGAGCUGAAUUUCAGCUUGCCGCUAGUGAUGCGAAGGGGGGAGGAGGGUAGGAAAGGCCUGCAGGUUGGCGUAGGCAUCAACUUCCUGUGA
Messenger RNA from Phaeoacremonium minimum UCRPA7, 1416 nucleotides. Its product is annotated as putative sorting assembly machinery 50 kda subunit protein. Gene Ontology annotation, biological process: protein insertion into mitochondrial outer membrane. The transcript is spliced from 2 exons. Lineage: Eukaryota; Fungi; Ascomycota; Sordariomycetes; Togniniales; Togniniaceae. Gene Ontology annotation, cellular component: SAM complex; outer membrane. The record is from RefSeq and is a predicted model, not a curated record. The coding region runs from base 1 to 1416 and encodes 471 amino acids.